GUAUGGUGUGUAACCGAGACACCCCGUUGUAGCCAAGCACGGCCCUGGGGCUUGGAGUAGUGGAGGCCGCCGUCGUGCUUUGCUUCUAUCGUUGCUGCUCGGCUAAGAGAGCUGUGCUUUAUCCCGCUGCCCCUGUUUCCAUCGCGUUGGAUUUGGGAAUUUUUUCACGUUGUUACAUAAGUAUCAGGGCAAGAACUGCCAGAGGUGGAAGAGGUGGAUUGCUUCCUGGUCAUGCCCGGUGGAAGGAGGGGACCCAGCCGGCAGCAACUAAGCCGUUCAGCUUUGCCUUCUCUUCAGACAUUAGUUGGUGGAAACUGUGGCAACGGAACAGGUCUGAGAAAUAGGAAUGGUAGUACUCUCAGUCUUUCUGCUCCUCCUAUCACUGCCCUGAUUACUCCUGAGCCUGUGAGACACUGCCGAAUCCCAGAGCUCCCUGUGGAUGGAAACCUUUUAUUUGAAUUCCUCUUUUUCAUCUACUUGCUGGUGUCUCUUUUCAUUCAAUAUAUUAAUAUUUACAAGACCGUCUGGUGGUAUCCAUAUAACCACCCUGCCUCCUGUACAUCACUGAACUUUCACCUCAUUGAUUAUCACCUGGCCGCAUUCAUCACAGUGAUGUUGGCACGGAGGCUUGUAUGGGCCCUCAUCUCUGAGGCCUCGCAGGUGGGUACUUCAUCAAUGAUUCACGAUAUGGUAUUGAUUCUGGCACGUCUAGUUCUACUCACCCUUUGUGUAUGGGUGCUCUGUUGGACUCUGGUCAACCUCUUCCGCAGCCAUUCUGUCCUCAAUCUCCUCUUUCUUGGCUACCCAUUUGGUGUCUAUGUUCCAUUGUGCUGCUUCCACCAAGAUAGUAGAAACCAGCCUCUUUCAACAGACUGCAGCUAUUUAGUGCAGGAUCAACUAGUGGAUGAUAGUGCCUCAGGGGUUGGCAGUCUUGUGAAGCCCAAAGAUCUAUUUUCUCUCCUGAGAGAAUCAGUCAAAGAACAGUUCAACCCCUCUGUGACCACUCCAACGCACAGCUGUCCCUUGUCCCCAGAUCUCAUUCGCAAUGAAGUGGAGGGCCUCAAAGCAGACUUUAACCGCCGAAUCAAGGAAGUUCUAUUCAAUUCCCUCUUCAGUGCCUACUAUGUGGCAUUUCUGCCAUUAUGCUUUGUGAAGAGCACUCAGUAUUAUGAUAUGCGCUGGUCAUGUGAGCACCUCAUCAUGGUUUGGAUCAAUGCUUUUGUCAUGCUCACCACACAACUGCUUCCUCCCAAGUAUUGUGAUUUGCUACACAGAUCAGCUGCUCACUUGGGCAAGUGGCAGAAGCUGGAACAUGGUUCAUAUAGUAAUGCCCCUCAACACAUCUGGUCUGAGAGCACAAUAUGGCCACAAGGAGUGCUGGUACGACAUAGUCGAUGCUUAUAUAAAGCAGUGGGACCUUAUAAUGUAGCUGUGCCUUCAGAUGUGUCUCAUGCUCGCUUUUAUUUCCUCUUCCACCAUCCCUUACGGCUUCUCAAUCUGCUGAUUCUCAUAGAAGGCAGUGUGGUCUGUUAUCAACUCUACUCCUUGCUUCGCUCAGAGAAGUGGAACCAUACACUCUCCGUGGCCCUGAUACUCUUCUGCAACUAUUAUGUCCUAUUUAAACUUCUGAGGGACCGAAUAGUAUUGGGCAAGGCCUAUUCUUAUCCACUCAACAGCUAUGGGUUAAAAGCCCAUUAGACAUCUGAGGAAGGGAAGGAUAUUUUCAUACAGUUAUAUUUUUUUCCUUGCAACUGUUUAUAAAUAUUUAAAAAAAUAUUUUAUAUUUUGUAUACUACUGUUUUUUGUGGGGUAGGGAAGGGCCAAGUGGCAGUUAAAUGUCGCUUUAUAAACAAGGUUAUUUUAUAUAAAGACAUCAUUGUGUUUAUACUGUAUAUCAACAUAUAUCUAUGUGAAGCAAGAGCUUUGUAUGUGUGGUCCCUCUAUUUACUGUGCAUGCAGGUUAGCCAUCAUAAAACUCAGUUUUACAUAUAGGACUUGCCUAUUUGCUAUACAUCUAGCCAAAGGUGGCCAUUGCUUACAGUUAUUGUGGACAAGACAUGGGCAGCUUCCUGGGUCCCAUUUUAAGGUCACUAACUUUUUAAAAGGUCAUGCUAUCAAAAACCCUUGCCAAAAGUUUUAUAUUUAAAGCAUUAAAAUGGUAAUGGUGUGCUUCAGUUUGUUUUAAACUUCUUUACAUGAUAGAAAACUCCAGCCCCCUCACAUUUAAAGAAUAAUUUUAGUAACACCUUCAAGCAGCAUAGAGUAAUAAAAUAAAAUAGUAUUCAACAUCACAUGAUGCAAUAGGCAAAAUCAUUGUUUUUGCACAUUAUUAAACUACAUUCUCAAAGUGAUGUCCAGCUUGCAUGGGAUUCCUUAGCAGGCAAGGAAGAAAGAUAAACUAAUUUAGCACACCUUUUAUAUUGCUAUUUAUCAGAAUAACGUUGGAAAGGAUCUUGGAGGUCUUCUAGUCCAAUCCCCUGUUCAAGCAGAAGGCCCUGUAUUAUUUCAGACAAAUGGUUGUCCAAUCUCUUCUUAAAUCUGCCAGUGUUGGAGUAACCACCAUUUCAAUGUUAAACUGCAUCCUCAAAGUUUUCAAUACUUUGUUUUGCAACAGAGUAAUCCAACUAGGGUUCAUGGUCAUCUUCUUUGGCAGUGUUUUUAAUUAAAAGGAAUUAAAUGAGGCUGGCCUCUGCAAACUACUAGACUUGAGUAACAUCUAGGAAUGUUCAGAGCUCUUAAGGCAUCUUAGAAAGAAAGCUUAGUCCCUCUUUUUGAACGUAUAUCCAUAGGCCCAGAAAUAAGGAUAAAUCAAGUACUUGUUCUGGGAUCUGAAUGUUUUGUGACUAAUCAUAACAGCUGUUUUGUAAAACAUUCUGUGAAUUAAGAGUUACCAAAUGUGAACAGCACACAUCUAGAUGGCUACUAGAUGGCAACACAAAACUGGAUAACGCUCUUACCUCAAGAUUUUACAGUCUGGAUCAGAUAACCUGUCAUGGAAUGCCGGCUAGACGUUCUACCACAUAAUAGUUACCUCUCCCUUGCUUUAAUGAAUAUUUUUUUAUAGGUCUCUGUUUAAAAUACUAUACAAAAUGAUUAGACAGGGUACACAGGAGAAAAUAUGAGCUCUAUAGAAUUGCAGAGCAAAAUUAAGCACCUUAUCAUUUUUUUUAUAAAGUGAAAAGAAUAUAGACAAAUUGGGAAUGAGGAUUAAGUCCUCUGUAGUAGUUUAUGUAUGCAAAAUCUUAAUUUUAUUUAUUUUCUCUAAUGGAAUUACAAGCGUGAUAAUCACAAACAUGAUUACUUUUACUUCCUACUUAUAGAUAUUGCUUGUUUUUCUGGGGUAUAUUCUUGGCCAUACUGCAUUAUGACAAAAUGUUUAGUAGCAAAAUAAAACCCACAUGCACAAACAAACA
This is a messenger RNA of Crotalus tigris (Tiger rattlesnake), 3413 nucleotides long. RefSeq names its product transmembrane protein 39A (gene TMEM39A). The coding region runs from base 232 to 1698 and encodes 488 amino acids. The transcript has 9 exons. Gene Ontology annotation, cellular component: endoplasmic reticulum membrane. The record is from RefSeq and is a predicted model, not a curated record. Lineage: Eukaryota; Metazoa; Chordata; Lepidosauria; Squamata; Viperidae. Gene Ontology annotation, biological process: negative regulation of autophagosome assembly; negative regulation of autophagosome maturation.